Halteromyces radiatus is the source of this 546-nucleotide messenger RNA. RefSeq names its product HotDog domain-containing protein. The record is from RefSeq and is a predicted model, not a curated record. NCBI's taxonomy places the organism in Eukaryota, Fungi, Mucoromycota, Mucoromycetes, Mucorales, Cunninghamellaceae. The transcript has 3 exons. The coding region runs from base 1 to 546 and encodes 181 amino acids.
AUGGAUCAUGAUCAUGUCACCUUGGCAAAAGAAGAACGGGAUAAUUUGGAUAUUGUCAAGGAAGCUCGUAAUAAUCCUGAUUUAAUUGAAAUCGAAGCUUAUGGUCAUUUGAAAGGAAGUGCAUUAUUAAAUAAUUUGACAGCCUCAACAUUACGUGCCAAAGGUCGAAUCAUUGUUCCUCCUGUGGUAUUUUAUAAUCAAUCAAGAACUGAAACUAUGAUUGUAGUCCAUUUGGGUACAGAAUUAUGUGGACAUGAUGGGAUUAUUCAUGGUGGUUUAUUAGCAACUGUUUUAGAUGAAGCAUUAGCUCUUGUGGCUAUGCCAGCAUUACCCAAUUAUGUAGGAUUUACUGCCAAUUUGAAUAUUGAUUACCGCCGACCUGUCAAAUCAGAUCAAUGGGUUGUUUUACGUGGUCGUUUGGACAAAGCAGAAGGAAGAAAAGCUUGGGUGGAAGCGUGGAUUGAAAGUCUAGAUGGUAAUACCAAAUUUGUAGAAGCGAAAUCAUUAUAUAUCUCCCCAAAAUCCCCUUUAGCACGCGUACUUUGA